Etheostoma spectabile (orangethroat darter) is the source of this 2363-nucleotide messenger RNA. It is a transcript of the gene lrrc28, whose product is annotated as leucine rich repeat containing 28. The record is from RefSeq and is a predicted model, not a curated record. Lineage: Eukaryota; Metazoa; Chordata; Actinopteri; Perciformes; Percidae. Gene Ontology annotation, cellular component: cytoplasm. Gene Ontology annotation, molecular function: protein binding. The transcript has 10 exons. The coding region runs from base 230 to 1327 and encodes 365 amino acids.
CCUGAGCGUGACGGGACGGUGACGAGUUACGUUGUUUACGACAGAGCAAAAACUCUUUACUUAGCAUUAGCAUUAGCUCACCGGUAUGUGCUUUCACUAACAUACAUUCAGCCUUAGGCGGCUAAUGUGCACAUGUGGGAAAUAAAGUAGAACAGAUUAAGGAAACGGUAAUGCCAUAGAGAAAGGCACUGCCAGGUCUCUUCCACUGGGGAGGAGCAAGCCUUCACAAAUGGCAACUGAACUCCAUGAGACUAUUUCCAUGGCCAAACAGGAGCGCCACAAAAAUCUGUUUCUUAACUACAGAAACCUGAAUCAUUUCCCAGUAGAGCUGCUGAAGGAUGAAGGCCUGCAGUUUCUGGAGAGACUGUACAUGAAGAGGAACUCCCUCACAACACUGCCUGACAAUCUUGCACAAAAGCUCCCAAAUCUAAUAGAACUCUAUUUGCACUCAAACAACAUAGUCAUUAUUCCUGAAGCUAUCGGAGACCUGGCCAGACUGCAGUCACUGGACCUGAGCAAUAACGCCCUCCAGUUCCUCUGUCCAGAGAUUGGCAGACUAAGGUCUCUACGACACCUGAGGCUGUCCAAUAAUCAGCUGAAAUGCCUUCCUCAAGAGAUUGGUGAUCUGCAGGACCUGGAGACUGUGGACGUGUCCAGGAACCAGCUGUUGUCUCUGCCACAUCGCCUGCACCGCUGUACGUCUCUGCAGAAUCUGACAGCUGACCACAACCUGUUGAGCCACGUUCCCCGGCAGCUCUGCUGGCUGCACCGCCUCAACCAGCUCUCGAUGGCUGCCAACCGCCUGACCUUUCUACCGCUCGAUCUGGGCAGAUCACGAGAGCUGCAGUUUGUGUUUGUGGACAACAAUGUGGAGCUAAAAGGCCUUCCCUCCUACUUGUAUAACAAAGUCAUCGGCUGCAGCGGGUGCGGUGUGUCAGCCCAGGUGUUAGAGGGUGACCUGGGGGAGGCGCUGGGCAAGGCCCUGGUUGGGCUUCCUGCUGAAGUGAAGGUGGUGGGCUCAGAGACGGAUAACGUGGUUCCCCUCGAGGAGAUCGCCAUGAGAACCCUGCAUCGCAUCUACCAGCAUCGCCCAACCGACCUGAACUUGCUGCCUCCCAUCACCCUCCCAAAGAGCCUGCUGGACCUGUUGCAGUUCCCCCUGGGACACUGCCACCGCUGCAGUCAAACCAUGUUCACCAUCAUCUACCCAAAAGUCUUUCCCCUCCGUGACACCGCGCUGGCAGGAGUGCACCGCAGGACCACUGUGAGUUUUGUGGCCUAUUGCUGCUCCAGCCGCUGCCUCCGGACCUUUGAUCUCCAAGGAUGAUGUCAUUUCCUUGGCCCUGUACACAUUGGCUCAGGAGCUGUGUAGUGGUUUCCUGAAGGUGGCACAUGACAGCUUGUAAUGUGUGUGGAUCUUGAGGAUCUGUGAGCUCUGUGCCUGAUUGACAAUGCUAAGAACCACAGAGAAGCAGCCUGUGUGGAUGUUUGGUUGGUCAGAUGAUGGACACACAUGGCACGCAACAUUUUAACAUACUAGUCAAAGACUCAAACCUACAUGAUGUUCCUGAAUCCAACCAACUGGGAGGGUUUUAUUCCUGUGUUUGUGUUGGGGUCAAAUAAUAACUAACACUAUAAGAUCUUAAGUAACUAUUCAUAACUGGGCCCUUUUUAAGAACAAGCACUAUUUGAUUUUUGUGAAAUCAGCAAUUUUUCACACACGUCAAGUGCAUUACAGCAGACAUCCCAUUGAUUGUGGAGUCAUAUUGGAGGUAUUAAUACUUGUAGUACAGUUUAACUGAUUACUGAAGAAUAUUUGAAGGGUUAUAAUUUAAAGUUAAAGAAUGUGCAUCUAUUUGAAUAUGUGUCAUUUUCUGCAGCAAAUACAGUGACCUGUUAGAGAUUUAAUAUGGAGUUAUGUAUUAAAUCUAGAUAUGGUCAGUAAAAUGAGCCAAGGAUUCAUCUCACAUAUUUGUUAAAAAGGUAAAAGGAGUUGGUCAGAGUUUGCAAUGUCAGUCAUAUUGAACAGGUAUCCAUUUUGAAAAUUUGACUGAUUUUAGAACAAGGUAAUAUUUUUCCGUAUAUUUACAUGUUGAAAACUAAUGUUUUUAUCUUUACAUAAACUUGAAUGCAUCUACAAUUUACAUGCACCCAAAAUGCCCAAAUUGUUGCAACAGGUUUAAAGUGUAGGUCCUUCAGUUUAGGGUCAAAUAUUUGUGUCAUCAUUUUUAGCAAAUAAGGUUACAUCAGAGGCUCCGUGUCAUUCUCCUGUUUAUUAAUGAGCAUUACUAUGUUGUAUAAUUCUAAUUUAUCAUUUGUUUUGAAUGGGUGUUUGGAAGUAAAUGUUGACUCAUUUCAACAAC